Molecule: messenger RNA, 2196 nt
Organism: Epinephelus fuscoguttatus (brown-marbled grouper)
Lineage: Eukaryota; Metazoa; Chordata; Actinopteri; Perciformes; Serranidae
Product: zinc finger protein 771-like
Exons: 2
Coding region: 1565-2170 (201 amino acids)
Cellular component (GO): nucleus
Source: RefSeq, a predicted model, not a curated record
AGAAAGAAAGCAAAAUUCAUUACAUUGUCUUUUCAUUGUCCCCACUAACACUGAGAAAAUACCUGUCUGUUUCUCUAAAUUUUACAGUAGGAAAUAUGUUAAAUGUGUCCUUGUUGAGUUAAAACUCCAGGGCACAUUAGUAAGAAAGGAAAGAUCAUCUUUAAAACAGAACCAUCUGAAAGUUAAGAUGGCAGCUGGAGCUUGAGUUUCAGUUUCACUUUUCUGCAGAGUCAUCACAUCAGUGCACCACUAAGCUGGCUCAUUAAUGCCUAACAUGCACUAGACUAGACUUUGAAAAUACCUUUAAAAGACAAAAGUCUGACACCCUCUCUCAUCUGAAGACACCAUAACAUUUUUCAAAGACCGGGGAUCUUGCAAGGUCACUAUUAGAUUCCUUUCAUUUCUCAUCCUGCUCCUAGUGAAAAAUAUUGCACCAAACUCCCUUUAAUAAAUAUGACACAUUAACAAUUCCUUGUGUGUCCUCAAACACACAUAAGUCUGGAAACACAGGAUAAAAUGUGUCACAUGUUGACAGUAUUCUUGUCAAUUCAGCAUCACUAUAAUCCAUAAAGAUAAACUAUAUUUGCACACAAACUUAACACUUUGGCUUUGUUGCCUAAACUCCCCACUAGCCUUUGUUGGUUAAGCUAUGAUAUUUAAGUUGGACUAGACCAUGUGAAUGAGAGGCAAACCAUUUUAAAAAAUUUGGAUUUCUGAGUAAAAUAAGUGCCGGCUGAUGAUUAGACACCCGUUUUCAUUUUAUUAAGGCUUAAAGUUAUGCAUAAUUAAGUGCAUCAUGCAUCAGAGCCACCCCUCAUUCCUCCACAACACCACAUAUGGUCACUAAUGGUUCCACAAAAACAAAGAUGGCGAUGGCCGAACUCGAGGUUUCAAAGAGAAGACAAACCAAUGUGUGACGUCACAGUAGCUUCGUCAUUAUUGUUACAGUCUGUGGCUGCAAUAUUAAUGUCAUGAACGCAUGAAUGCAUCAAUAAUUAUUAUACAAUAAUGUACUAUAUGAUAUUCUGAAAUGAGCCAUUCUGCAUAAGGAGUACUUUUACCUUGGAUAUGCUGUAUGUCUUUAUGCCAACAUUGUUUUUGUACUUUUACUUAUGUAAGGUUUUCAAUGCAAGAUUUUAAGCCUACUUUACACAGAGUAUUUUUACAGUGUGGUAUAAGUAGGGCCUAUAAAGUUCUGAGUGCUAAUAAUGCAUCAUAAUUUAUAAGUUAAUUAUAUUUUGCAUUAUCUGAAUCUCCAAAGUAACUAAGGGUUAAAGAAAAAAUUAAGUAAGGUGCAAUAUUUGCCUCCAUGAUGUAAUGGAGUAGCAGUAGCCUAUGAAGUAGCAUGAAAUUUAAAUAGCCUACUGUAAUGUAAAGUACCUCAAAAUUCUACUUAGGUACAGGUACUAUUAUUAAAGUUAUGAAAUGAAAAUGGAUUGGCAGGGUCGUAACCUAGCAACAGCAGCAGAUGUUUGUAAGAGACCAAACUGUUAUGACUCACUUUUUACUGUUAAGUCACCUCUGAGGACAUUUCUCUGGAGAAAAGGUUUCUGUGUUUAGCACCAUGUCAAAGCAGACGGAUGGACAGAGGCAGCAGCUGGAUGCAGUCACUGAAGAGAUAUUUAGGCUGGUUGACAGAACACUAACGGAUUAUGAGGAGGUGGUAUCUCGUUUAAAAGAAAAUGAGGAACGACACAAACUUCUGGAUGCUGUUUCCAACACCAAAGUUCAAUCAGUGUUCCCUGCAGAUGCUCCCCCUGAGGUGAGCCCCAGUCUGGACCAGGAGGACCCAGAGCACCCACACAUUAAAGAAAAACAGCAGGACUUCUGGACCAGUCUGGCGGGGGAUCAGCCUCGAGGACUGGAGGAGGCUGAUAUCACCAAGAGUGAAGAUGAUCAAGAAAGCCAAACUGGGGAGAGCACAGAGGCUGCAGCAGGCAGCUCAGCUCAACAGAUGGAAACAGAGGCAGCCAGCAGCUCAGACUCACAUCGACCAUCAUCAUCUAUCACAGGACAGAAACCAUGGCGCUGCAGCGUUUGUGAAAUUAGAUUCAGCUACAAGAGCCUUCUGCAGAGACACGUGAGAGUCCGUAAGGGAUGGAAACCAUUUGGUUGUAGCGUUUGUGAGAAACGAUUUCUCUGCAAGAAGAGAAAAACCACUUGGUUGUAGCAUUUGUGAGAAAAGACUUUGCAGUA